GGCUAUAAUGCGUGUCUCGUUUCCAUGAAAACGCUCAUUGUUCAUCCAAACGUGAGUGAAUAUUUGUAGGUCUAAUUUCAAAUUCAAGGCGAUACAGGGGCGGAGGCGCGCUUGGAUGCAAAUUUCCCCUUGCUUGCUGCUGCUGCAGCUGCGCCCCCGUACGAGAACGCGCUCCAUCGCUGUCCUCAGUACAACAUCAGCAUCUUCCGGGGGGCGCGCAGAGACACGGGAGGAGGAGGACGGAGAAAGAGAGAGAGAGAGAGAGAGAGAGAGAGAGAGAGAGAGAGAGAGAGGAGACAUACUGGAUAAAGGCUACGACAAAAAAAACAUGAUGAUAAUGGAGUCGAGGCGGUGGAGGAUGUCGGAUUUACGAGAAAGGACUGUUGAAAUUUGACAGAGGGCUCGUGUUGAAACCUAUUCUCGUUUUUUUUUUGUUCAUUCUAUUUGAUUUCCACAUGCUGCGUGGACAUUGACUGCGAGCCGAGGAAGGGGAGCACCCCACGGAUGUCUCGGUAGGUAAAAAACGGGGUUCACCGCUGGCGCUAUACAGGCAACAAGACGCAUCUCAUCUCACGGAUGGUAAUAAAGGACAUCCUGAAGAUAGCUCUGGACUGAUGGAUGAGGAUGACACACAGCUUUAACCCCCCACCCCCUCCGCCCACUGUGAAAGAAAGAAAAUCCCGUUUUGAUGGAUUUUUUUUUUAAUCAUUCAUGGUGUAGCCCCAAGGAAACGAGCCUUAGACAGCAAUGUUGAAUCACUGGUCUUGGUAAAUAAUUCAUUAGUGGUGUAGGUAGGCUAUGAUUUUGUAUUGCUUCAAUGUAGCAUCCCCCCCUCAUUCGUUUUUACAAUGUUUUGUCUUGUGAUAUCACACACACAUUUGCAGGUAACAUUUUUAUCGUGUUGUGAUGUAGGCUCAUUUAACAGCCUUUAACAGCCACAUAAGAAAUAGCCAAAGUGGGGGGGAUUUUUUUUAGAGCAGGAAAGCUUUGAUAUAGAGAAGGAAAACAAAAAUACAAUACCUGGGAAGUGAGGGGUGUCGAGCUGUCUGGGCAUUUUUUUUUUUUUUUUUUAAGAUAUAGGCUACAUUUCUUUCUUUCUUGUGAGAGUCUAAAGAGGAGGAGGACGGGGGUGGGAAGAGAGAUAUAAAGAGAGAGAAAAAAACCCGACCAAACAUGUUGCCUUCCCAAGAAGCCUCCAAGAUCUACCAUGACAAUUAUAUGCGCAACUCCCGGGCCAUCGGGGUGCUGUGGGCCAUCUUCACCAUCUGCUUCGCCAUCGUUAACGUGGUGGUGUUUAUCCAGCCCUACUGGAUCGGCGACAGCGUCAACACGCCGCAGGCCGGCUACUUCGGCCUCUUCCACUAUUGCGUGGGCACCGGGCCGUCGCCCAACCGGGAGCUCACCUGCGUGGGCAGCUUCUCCGACUUCAGCUCCAUCCCGUCCGGAGCCUUCAAGGCGGCCUCUGUGUUCGUGCUGCUGUCCAUGGUGCUGACCCUCAGCUGCAUCGCCUGCAUGGCGCUCUUCUUCUUCUGCAACACCUCCACCGUUUACAAGACCUGCGCCUGGAUGCAGCUGCUGUGCGGAGUGUGCCUGGUGCUGGGUUGCAUGAUCUUUCCCGACGGAUGGGACGCCGAAGUCAUCCGGGACAUGUGCGGGGAGCAGGCGGGGAAAUACUCCCUGGGCGAUUGCUCUGUACGCUGGGCCUAUAUGCUGGCCAUCAUGGGCAUCCUGGACGCCCUCAUCCUCUCCUUCCUGGCCUUCGUCCUGGGCAACCGGCAGACAGAUUUCUAUCUUGAUGAUUUGCAGACAGACAACAAAGAUUUUGCUGUGUCAAGGAUUGAGGUGCGGGACAGAAGAGAGCCAAGGUAUGGAGUGCAGCGUCUUCACUGAGACAACUAUGGCACUGGACAACGUGUCUUCUCUUCUCUUCUCUUCUCUUCUCUUCUCUUCUCUUCUCUUCUCUUCUCUUCUCCAUCUGUUUCUUUCCCUCUCCUCUCUUCUCCACCUCUAUUCUUCUCUUCUCUCCAAUGAUCAGGAUAUCACCCAAUCUUAAUGCAGACACCAAGUGUACAGGAUUCUCUAAGAUAAAAAAAAAAAAAAUGCACUGGGAAAACUAUAUUUUCAAAAAAAGAAAAUUAUACAAGGUUGUACAGUGCAUUUAACACUUGACUUUCUCAACGAAUACCUUUAUGAUGGAAAAAAAAAAGAUUUACUGUAUUUAAAGUCUUGAUUUGUGUGAGAAAUUCAAACCUUAAGAUGAAGAACCAUAAUGUCCAUCUAUGAUUUAUUAAUGAUUUAUUUCAAAAAUUGCUAUUUAAUGACUGAGUUUGUGUGUUGUGUACAUUCAUUGCUUCAGAAAGCAAUUAUUGAUACUCCUGGUACAGUGAUGAGAGUCGAGACUCGCAAUACAGCGGCAAGUCCAUAACUAAACAUUCAAAACACUUCAACACUGACUUGAAUGGCUCUUCAUCUAAGGACUUUCAAAUGUGAGAAAUUUAAAGGAGUACCCCAUCGCAGCUUUACAGAACCUAACAUCUCUGGGAGAUUCUCUACUGUACAUACUUAACAAUGUAAAUAACAUUAUUGCUGACGAAAACAGCCGACAACAAAACCUCAUCUGACUCUAAUGCAUUCGAGUAUAGUAUUUAUAACCUGGUUUCAGUGUUCCUUGUGCCAGAAGAGCAUUGGAGUAUGUGCAAAUCCAUUGUGUUUAUAUGACUCCUCACUACUGAUUCGGUGGGAUUAGACAAAUGGGAAUAAAAUGGAUAUCUUUGCUGGAUAUUCCACAAAAAAGCAGGGGUCUGUGGCUCAAAGUGAUUGUGUAUUACAAUUUGUUUGAUACAAAAAAAA
Sander lucioperca (pikeperch) is the source of this 2850-nucleotide messenger RNA. RefSeq names its product LHFPL tetraspan subfamily member 4a (gene lhfpl4a). NCBI's taxonomy places the organism in Eukaryota, Metazoa, Chordata, Actinopteri, Perciformes, Percidae. Gene Ontology annotation, cellular component: inhibitory synapse; plasma membrane; postsynaptic membrane. The transcript is spliced from 4 exons. Bases 1174 to 1890 code for a protein of 238 amino acids. Gene Ontology annotation, biological process: sensory perception of sound; gamma-aminobutyric acid receptor clustering. The record is from RefSeq and is a predicted model, not a curated record. Gene Ontology annotation, molecular function: GABA receptor binding.